Messenger RNA from Pongo pygmaeus (Bornean orangutan), 3776 nucleotides. RefSeq lists its product as uncharacterized. The record is from RefSeq and is a predicted model, not a curated record. The transcript is spliced from 2 exons. NCBI's taxonomy places the organism in Eukaryota, Metazoa, Chordata, Mammalia, Primates, Hominidae. The coding region runs from base 1 to 1125 and encodes 374 amino acids.
AUGAGACACUCAAAGACCAGCGACCCCAGAUACCUGGGCGACAGCGCGGCACCCGCCUCUGGGAGCGGAGCCAGCCAGGCAACCUCAAGCCCUCAGGUCUCUGCACCCUCCCGCAACUGCGCCCCGCCCACACUCCCGCGCCCUCCCACCACUGCGCCCCGCCCACAUCCCCCGCAUGCUCCCCAACUGCGCCCUGCCCACAUCCCGCACUCUCCACCCACUGCGCCCCGCCCACAUCCCCGCCCCCGCCCCCACUGCGCCUCGCCCGCAUCCCCACACUGUCCCCCCACUGCGCCGGGCCCACAUCCCUACACUCUCCACCCACUGCGCCCCGCCCACAUCUCCGCACCCUCCCCCACCGCACCCCGCCCACAUCCCCGCACUCUCCUCCAACUGCGCCUCGCCCACAUCCCCACACUUUCCCCUCACUGCGCCCCGCGCACACUCCCGCUCCCUCCACCCCUGCGCCCCGCCCACACUCCCGCGCCCUCCCCCUCACGGCGGCCAGCAGACAUCCUGCGGCCCCGCCCUCAUCCCGACUGCGCCCCGCCCACACUCCCGCGCCCUCUCCCACUGGUUGUCCGGCCCACAUCCCGCACUCCUCUACUGCGCCCCGCUCACACUCCCGCACCCUCCCCUCACUGCGCCCUGCCCACACUCCCGCACUCUCCCCCCACUACGCCCCCUACCACAUCCCGCGCCCCCGCCCCCAUCCCCACUGCGCCCCGCCCACACCCCGGCGCCCUCCCGCCCCUGGGCUCUCCCGUCGUGGGCACUCUCCCUAGCGCCUCUACACUUUUCUCCCGACGCAGCGCCCUGCCCUCCGUCCCGCCCCACCUACUGCCUCCUGUGCUUCCCCCACACAGUGCUCUUCCUCCUCCUUCACUUCCUCCCACUCCUUGCGCUCCCCUUCAGCGCCCCACGCCGCUCCUCCCCAAAAACCCCGCGUCGCUCUCCUUCCCUCCUGGGCUCGCUUCCAGUCUGGCGCUCCCUGCCGGGCCCCGCCGCAGGUGUCCCGCAGCCGUCUCCCCAGGACAUUUGAAUCUUGCCUUGGAGCUCUUGCCGCGGCCCAGCACCCUGGAAGAGGCAUGGGGAGGAUGGGACGACGAGGAAAGGGAAGGGUAAUUGGGCUUGGAGCGGACUUGGGCGGGGUGGUAGGGAACCUGAGCUCCGUUGGUUCAGGGUGUUUGCCCCUGACAUCCUGUGUCCUGGUUGGGAAGUUCAGGAGAAAUUGGGAGCAGUCCUUACAGAAUGUUUUAUUUGGAGAACCAAGAGUAUUAAUUUUUUGGCGAGCACUGUUGUAGGCCCUGGGAAUUCAGCAGUGAGAAAAACAGUUUCAACUCCCUGCCAGGCCUGGGCUAGAAGGAGGCAAGCGAGCGAGGCACUCGCAUGGGGGCAAAAUUUAAGGGCGCGACAAAAAACUCAGUAAUCAAGGUAAAUAAUGUUUUAAUACAAUAUCUUAAAAAGUCAAAAUGAAUGCAAAAAAAAGUUUAUAAUGAACAAAAUAUCAAAAACUUAAAGACAGUGAAUGAAUCCAAAAUAUGCCACCCUAAAAUAUGCCGCUUUGGUAUAUUGAUUAUUUUGAGCGAGAGGCACUUGAAAAAUAGCAAAUGCAGAGAGACGUUCUCCCCUUACCUGUCUAAAGACGGAGCCUCCAAAAGAAACUGAUUGUCAUAAAUUCCCUCCCGGGAGGAUGGACUCUUAAUCACAGCAGAAGUCCACACCACACCUAGACAAACUUUGUCACAAACUCAUAAAGACUUAUGCAUCUUUCCUAAAAAUCAGUUACUCUCCCCUAAGUGGCCUACACCAGCUUCCAGUUCCCCUAUUUUAGAAGCUCUCAAAGCUCACCGGUUUGGGGGGUUUUAACCUAGUUUCCUGCAAUGCCCCCAUGCAGGUGAUAUUAAAGAUUAAUAAAUGUGUAUUCCCGUUCCCCCGUUCAUCUGCCCGUUGGCAGUUAAUUUCAUAGAGCCAGCUAUGGAACCGGGGAGGAUAGAGAGAAGGUCUUUGCCCUCCUAAGACAAGAUGGAUCCCCCACUGACUUUGGACUCCCGUCACGCUCACCAACCCCUGAGUCCUGCCCCUGUGCCUGCCUGGAGCUUAUGUUCUAACGGGCACAAACAAAUAAAUAAGGAAGAUAUUUUGCAGGUGCUAUGCCAAAAGAAGAGCCAUGAGCAGGGGCGCAGGUUUUUGUUUUGUUUUAUUUUGGUUUGGUUUGGUUGGUUGGUUGAGAUGGAGUCUCGCUCUUGUUGCCCAGGCUGGAGUGCAAUGGCGUGAUCUCGGCUCACUGCAACCUCUGCCUCCCGGGUUCAAGCAAUUCUCCCGCCUCAGCCUCCUGAGUAGCUGGGAUUACUGGUGCGUGCCACCACGCCCAGCUAAUUUUUGUGUUUUUAGUAGAGACGGGGUUUCACCAUGUUAGCCAGGCUGGUCUCAAACUCCUGACUUCAGGUGAUCCACCCACCUCUGCCUCCCAAAGCGCUGGAAUUACACGCUUGAGCCACCGAGGGGCGCAGUUUUAAUCUAGCGGUGACAGGAGUCAGGGAAGGUGAGAUUUGCGCUUCCUGAGGACCCGCCUGCCGGCGCGGUCUCCCCCAGUCUCGCCGUUAAAUGAACGGAAAUUGGCGCACGCCGUUGCCUGCAGGCACAGCCCGUCAGCUCGGCUGCGUAAAUGUACUUAGCGGCCAAAGCUCAGUGGAAACCCUGCGGGAAUUGAUUGGCGCUCUUAGGUGAAGCAGGCUGUCAAGAGCCCCGAUUCACUGUCCUCUGGGGAAAAUGGAUAGACAAAUCGGAGGAAAAACUUGAGACGAACUGUGAGCAGUAUAAAUCUUGCAUGAGGAGGCCCCUGACUUACGUUAAGACUCAGAGAAGCAGGACAACACAACACUUCCUUUCUAAGCCUCCCCCAGGCCUGGCCAGCGGGAGGAUGUAAAGCUCUUCCUGAAUGAUAUACUUCUUUCUGAUACAAGAGAAAUAAGAAGAAUCCCCUGCCUCAUGCUGCCCCCCUUCAUGACUUUGAAUCUGAAUGAGGACAUGAUGUCUGGAGCUCCUGCAGCAGUCUUAGCACUGUGAAAAAAGAAGGCCAAGAAAAUUUCAGAGACAACUGCCUAAACUUCUGAUAUUGUUGUAUCUCCAAACCCAAACCAAUAAUGAUCUACCCCCAGACAGCUUACCAAAAAAUACAUCCCAACUGUAGACAGUUCUCCAAGCGUGUUCUGCAGAACCCCAGGUGAUGACCUAAGACCCAUAGAGGUGGUUUGCAAGGUCAAAACUGUUUUCUUUUUUGUUCAUUUGUUUCUUUUUUGUUUGUUUGUUUGAGAUGGAAUUUUCACUCUUGUCACCCAGGCUGGAGUGCAAUGGCGUGAUCUCGGCUCACCACAACCUCUGCCUCUCGGGUUCAAGCAAUUCUCCGCAAUUCUCCUGCCUCAGCCUCCCUAGUAGCUGGGACUAUAGGCGCCCGCCACCACGCCCAGCUAAUGUUUGUAUUUUUAGUAGAGAUGGGGUUUCACCAUGCUGGCCAGGCUGGUCUCAAACUUCUGACUUCAGGUGAUCCACGCCUCGGCCUUCCAAAGUGCUGAGAUUACAGGCAUCAGCCACCGUGCCCGGCCAAAACUGUUUUCUUUAUAACACAAAGAUGAUAUUUGUCUUCUUCACUGUGCUGACAUUUGCCCUUAUGAUGCAAAAGUAAUGAUGGAUAAACUGCUGUCAGGAUCUGAAUCAAGCCAGUGGCACCAAACUAUACUCAGUAGUCACUGUAUGCUUCUCUGCCAGAUACACAA